GUGUAAGUGCUGAGAUCAGUAAGCAAAGUGGCUUGCAUGGCGUCCAUGUGACUGCCAUUUCCGUUGGUUCCUUCCGCAAGAUCUAAAUUAACCUUGUGCUAAGUGAGCGAGAGAGAGAGAGAAACCUCCUGGUUGCAGCUAAUUUUGCCUUUUGUGAAGCCUCCAAGGGAGUGCAGGAGUGUGGCCACACGCAAGAUGAAUCCCUGCGAGCUGCGCGCGCCACCUCAAGCGCAGGAGCACUGCUGUUGAGAUGGAGACAACGGUGCUUUGGCUCUGCCUGGGUCUAGCCUUUCUAGGAAGAGGAUGGGGAAGCCACACUGGAAUGUCUCAUGGGGUUUGCAAACUGGGGCAUGGAGCUGCAGCUUGCAAUGGGAGGGAGCUGAAGUUGGUCCCAGCAGAUCUCCCAGCUAACACAAAGGAGCUCUUCCUAGAUGACAACACUAUACAGAUGCUAAGAAAUGCCUCUCUGCUGCAGUACAGGCAGCUGGGGAACCUCGGCCUGUCUGGAAACACACUGAAGCUUAUUGAAUCUGGAGCCUUCCUAAACAACAGAGGCCUCCAAGUUCUCUCCUUGGCGGAUAAUGCUCUCUUUACCAACUACUCUGUGACAGCAGCUGCUCUUUGGUCCUUACCAGCCCUGAGGAAACUGGACUUGUCUGGGAACCAACUCACUGAAGACAUGGUGGCUACCCUUAUCCAGAAUCUGUCUUCCUUGGAGUCCUUGUCUGCGGCUAGGAAUGUCAUCAUGAGGCUGGAUUCUUUUAUCUUUGAGAGACUGAGCCAGCUGCAGGAGUUGAACCUGGAGAAGAACUACAUCUUUGAGAUAGAGAGUGGCACCUUUGAAGGCCUACGGAGACUGCAGAGGCUCAGUCUGGCCUACAACUACCUUCCCUGCAUCGUGGAGUUUGAGCUGACCCAGCUGAAGAUGCUGAAUGUCAGCAAUAAUAUCAUUGAAUGGUUCCUGGCUGUAGAGAGUGAUGCUCUAUUUGAGCUGGAGACUUUAGACCUCUCCCAUAACCGGCUCCUCUUCUUCCCAUUGUUGCCCAGGCAAAGCAAACUGAACUCCCUGCUGCUGAUGGACAAUGAGAUGUGCUUUUAUAGACAUCUUCCCAAUGCCACAUACCCUCCGAAUGUCACUGUGCAGUACCUUCUCAUAGAUGGCAAUAUCACUAACAUCACUACGCUCAGCCUCUGGGAUGAGGUCAUCCACAGCAACCUGUCCUCCUUGAGGUUCCUAGACAUGAGCCAGAACCAGUUCUGGUAUCUGCCUGAAGGGUUUCUGGCAGGUAUGACUUCCCUGUCUUAUCUGAAGCUCAAUCAGAACUGCUUGCAGACCUUUCAUAUAUGGGAGGAAGAACCUCCAGGCAUGCUUAUUGAAUUGGACCUCAGUCAGAACCAGCUCUCAGAGCUACAGGUGGAUCUAGGUUCUGAAGGCAUACUGCCAAAUCUCAGAUUAUUUAACUUGAGUGCCAAUGGGCUACAGAAAGUACCUGCUAAACUUUUUGCCCACACACCUAAGAUCACUACAGUGGACCUAAGUCACAACCGGAUAGAUGUCUGUCCCCAGCAAGCCAAUGCAGAUGGUAGUAAGUAUUCUGUCUGCAUAGACUUCAGGAAUAUUAUGACCCUGAAGCAACUUUACUUGGCUGGAUGUGGUCUAGACGUGGUGGAUGGCCAUGCUUUUAGUGGAACCUCUCUAACACACUUAGAUCUCUCUAACAAUCAGAGAGCCCUGUCCAGGAGCCUGAGGCCUCUGCAAGAUAUUGCACUAACACUCCAAGUUGUCUCUCUCAGGAAUGCUAGCUUAUCUUGUGCAACAGCAGAUAUGGACUUCUCUAGCUUUCAGAACCUGGUAAGUUUGGAUUUGUCUGAAAACUCCCUGGACAGCUUCCCAGAGUCCUUGGGUAGUCUGAAGCUGCACACCUUGAACCUCCGGAGAAACCUUCUCACCUCCCUGUCACAGGAUGCCAUGGAGAAGCAGCUCGGAAAGAGUCUUGACAUGCUCUACCUCAGCCAGAACCCAUACAACUGCUGCAAGCUGGAAUGGUGGGACUUCCUGCACAGUCUCCAAACAGUGCACAUUGUCGACAGGGUGGAGGUCACCUGUCUGUACUCCUCCAGAACACUUCAUGCAGCAGAGCUGCCCGAGUCUGUCCUUCAGGGCUGCAGGUGGAUGACAGUGAAUUUGGCUUUGUUGUACCUGGUGCUUGCUCUUCCCAUUUGCUUGACCUUGCUUGUUGCCUUUGCUAUCAUGUUCCUUACUUUCAAGCAAAAGCUGCUUCAGAUGGUGAAAAGCCGAUACAGGGUGUCCAGCCCCUACUGAUGGCUCUGGUGAAAGUAGUAGGCAUCGGCACCCAGAAUGAAGGUGGGAUGGCAUGUCUGAGACCUUUUUUAAGCAGUCAAGUCCUUGGGUGAUGAAGUGAGUGGGGGCAAGGUGGGUGCUUUGGUGGGAGAGGCUAAGAAACCCUCUCUUGGGCAUUCUCAGUGCUGCAUUUCAGGAGCACAGUGCCCUGGGGUUUGUUCUCCCAUUGUGUUGGGCAGGGCUGGGGCAUCCUGCCAAGCAUGACAAUGGAAGCUGUCAGAGUCGGAAUCCAUGAGCAGAGGGCUGAAUACAGCGAGUCAGAAGGACUGGUAACCCAUGAAUAGAAUAAGCAAUGCAGAUCUUCAGAGACUGGGAAUACAUGUAACUGGGAGGGGAAUUCGGAAGAGAAGAGAGGGUCAUGCUGAAGAAGGUCUGAAUAAAAAAAAUGAAGAAGAACAAAUAUGAAGAAAAAUAAAUGAGGCAACAAUAAAGUGGGAGGUGUUAGAAAUGAGGCCUGAUGAGCAGCCUCACAGCAGGUGAGAGCUAUUGCUGUUUACUAGAGAGUAGCUUAACCUGGGACAAUGGAAGGGAGAUGAGAGAUGAAAACAUAGCUCUGUGGAAUAUAAAGUGAAAAAACAUUUGUGCAUGCUAGAAAUAUAAACUUGGCGAAGCUGCAGGUCCUGAGCUGGGACCUAGCAGUGUGUGGUUUCUUCUCAACAGCAGUCAAUUCCAUAUGACAGUUACUUGAAUUUAUGUUGAAAUUGAACACUCAGUCAAUCAGAGGUCAUGGGUGAUGUGCAGUUACUCACCCACCACUAUCUCAGUUGGGCGUGAUACAUUGAUUCAUUGCUGUACUAGGUGGGGAAAUGCAUGGUUUUCUCAGAUACACAGCGUAUUGUGCACUUAUAUAAUCACCUGAACUCUGAUUGGCCAAGGGCAGGGGUGGGAGUUGGGGGUGGGGGGGGAGUUGAUAUGCAUAGAAAUGAGCUAAUUGUCAAUGGACUCGUUGUAUGUAUGCUAUAUAGAAUGUGUGCAUUAUAAAUGACAGUGGAAAUCAUCAUCACAUUCCUUACAAAAUGGUUAUUGCCCAGGCAGCUUUUCAAAGUUGACUAUCUGGCCCAUUUAAAAUAAUUUGGUUCCUUGCAAAUUAAUGGCUGGGAAUAAACUGCCCAGAUGGUCCCCAUGCUCAAUUUUGCAUUUUUAAUCUAUUCUCAUUUUGAGUAGCAAAAUGAAAAAAAAGCACCCAUCCCCUUAGUGAUUACACAUUCACAUAUAUGACUUUAAAUUUAUGUUGUUUUGAAGAUGUGGAUUUAUUAAAGAUAACCUUUGUGCUGGGGUAUGAUUUAGUGGGUCUCUCUCACCUUUGCUGAACCUGGGAGCACUCUGAGAAGCCUCCCCCACCCUCGUGUUCCUGUUCUGUAUGUGCUAAAUUCCAGAAAUUAGGCAAUAGCUAUUUUAAGAACAUAAGCAGUGCCAUACUGGGUCAGACCAAUGGUCUAUCUAGCCCGGUAUCCCCUCUCUGACAGUGGCAAGUAGUAGUAGGUGCUUUAGAGGGAGAGUAUAUGUACAAGGCAUGUCUACUGUAAUCCAUCCCUUGUCAUACCUCCCUGGCAUCGAUCAUCAUUGGGUUAGGGUUGUCAGAGGAUAUGUUCCUGACUGUUGUAUUUUAAUAACACAUUGGAGUGCUAUUAAACACCUGCCCAGAGCCACUCUUGGCUCUGUCAUGGACACGCUUAUUGGUGUGUGCCCACUGUGAGUGGAGGAGGCAUGCUUCUCGGUGGCACUUCUUGGCUCAGUCUGAAGGCAAGGGAGACAUACCUGGUCAGUUAAGUGUCGAUGGGAUAUUGCUGCAGAUUUUCAUAACAAACCUCCAGCAAAGAGGUCAAAUGAGAUGUGGAGCUGAGGCCCAUAUCCAUAGCAAUAAUUAUGGCUGUAUGAUAGCAGACAUCUCUUGGGUAUGCAUACUGCUGUCUUUAAAAAUGAGCAUUGGACAGUUCAGCUGAGAUCCAACCAUUGUAAAUGCCUGGUUGUUGAUGGUAUGUGCGUUUGUGGUGAUUGUAUUUGUGUCCUAUGAGAGAGAGAUUACCAGUAUGGUUGAGUAUUUCUUGGCUUAUCCACUGUAGUUCUAAAAAUCAUCUGUAAGCAGCUGUCCCAAUUAAAUGAGCCUAUUAAAUGUGUUGAAAUGUAAAAUAGUGAAUAAAAAAAAGACCAAAUUAUA
Molecule: messenger RNA, 4520 nt
Organism: Gavialis gangeticus (Gharial)
Lineage: Eukaryota; Metazoa; Chordata; Crocodylia; Gavialidae
Gene: NRROS
Product: negative regulator of reactive oxygen species
Exons: 3
Coding region: 251-2323 (690 amino acids)
Molecular function (GO): protein binding
Source: RefSeq, a predicted model, not a curated record